UCCGGGGGGUCGCAGGGACAAACGGAGAGCGUGGACUUCCUUCCGGAGUGCCUAGAGAGAGAAAGCUUCGACUUUAAGAGAGAGAGAGAUAGAUAGAAAGUAUAAUCAUCCUGGGGGGAAGACUCUGUGCUGGGGUAUAUUUAUUGUCCAUGGACUAACCAUCUCAAAAGACACGGAUACAUAAACCAAGUCCAGGGAGCAUCACACAUUCAAAGUAAAUGUCAUUUAGAAGUAUAGCUCGUGACAUUAAGGAUAGUAUUGGGAGCUUAUCAAGGCGAAGUUUUGAGUUUAGGUUGACUGGCCAUCAGAGGGGGAAGUCUCAUGGGGCUGUCCAUGAGUUGCAUGACCAGCCUGCAAUCAUCCAGAACAGCUGUUGGGCUAGCCUCCCACCUGAGUUACUUCGAGAUGUAAUUAAAAGGUUGGAGUCUAGUGAGAGUGCGUGGCCUGCUCGCAAGCAUGUUGUUGCCUGUGCUGGUGUUUGCCGAUCAUGGAGAGAGAUGUGCAAGGAAAUUGUUCAUAAUCCAGAGUUCUCAGGAAAGUUGACUUUCCCAGUCUCUCUGAAGCAGCCUGGGCAACGAGAUGGAGCCAUUCAAUGUUUCAUAAAGAGAGACAAAUCUAAUUUAACUUACCGCCUUUUCCUCUGUCUUAGCCCAGCCUUGCUGGUAGAAAAUGGAAAGUUUCUUCUCUCUGCUAAGCGGAACCGGAGGACUACUCAUACAGAAUAUAUUAUCUCGAUGAACGCAGAUAACAUAUCGCGGUCCAGUAACACUUAUAUUGGAAAACUAAGGUCAAAUUUUCUUGGAACUAAGUUCAUAAUUUAUGACACCCAGCCACCAUACAACAGCACUCAUAUAUCCGAUCCUGGUUGUACAAGCCGCAGAUUCUACCCAAAGAAAGUUUCCCCCAAAGUCCCUACUGGAAGCUACAACAUUGCACAAGUCACAUAUGAACUGAAUGUUCUUGGCACCAGAGGGCCACGGAAAAUGCAUUGUGCCAUGUAUUCAAUCCCGGCCUCGUCUCUUGAGCCUGGCGGCAUUGUCCCUGGCCAGCCUGAGCUGCUUCCUCGCUCACUUGAGGAUUCGUUCAGGAGCAUCUCCUUUUCAAAAUCAAUUGAUAAUUCAACCGAGUUCAGUAGUGCAAGGUAUUCGGACAUAAUCGGUCCACGGGAUGGUGAUGAUGAUGAUGAUGAUGCGAAGGAAAGACCUUUAGUACUUCGGAAUAAACCUCCGAGAUGGCACGAGCAGUUGCAGUGUUGGUGUCUUAAUUUCAGGGGAAGGGUAACGGUUGCCUCUGUCAAGAAUUUCCAGCUGAUCGCUGCAACGCAGCCGCCGCCUGCUGGUGCCCCAACGCCAGCUCAGCCGCCACCCCAGUCUGAUCCCGACAAGAUCAUCCUGCAGUUCGGGAAGGUUGGCAAAGAUAUGUUCACCAUGGAUUACCGAUAUCCUUUGUCCGCCUUUCAGGCAUUCGCCAUCUGUUUAAGCAGCUUUGACACAAAGCUCGCAUGUGAAUAAUACUACAUAAACCGAAGGUUGUGCGCCUAUACUGACCAACAUUUGCAAGCGACGAGUCUGUCUGUGCAACUCCACUGUACUGUAUGUCCAAGAAAAAGGUGCAGGAAUGUUAAUUCCUUCCAUUGUACUUUUCCUUAUUCUCUUUUGUUUCUUCCAUGUUAAUUCCUUCCUGUCUUAGGUAAAUUUGUUUUGGUAGUUUAAUUUGCUGUAAACCUUAUUGCAUGAACCCAUAACAGGAAUUAUUCUCAUUUUCACUAAUGAUUUUCAAAGUAUAUCCAUUACUCAUUC
Molecule: messenger RNA, 1799 nt
Organism: Ipomoea nil (Japanese morning glory)
Lineage: Eukaryota; Viridiplantae; Streptophyta; Magnoliopsida; Solanales; Convolvulaceae
Product: tubby-like F-box protein 8
Exons: 5
Coding region: 219-1511 (430 amino acids)
Molecular function (GO): protein binding
Source: RefSeq, a predicted model, not a curated record